Truncatella angustata is the source of this 1418-nucleotide messenger RNA. RefSeq lists its product as uncharacterized. The record is from RefSeq and is a predicted model, not a curated record. The transcript has a single exon. NCBI's taxonomy places the organism in Eukaryota, Fungi, Ascomycota, Sordariomycetes, Amphisphaeriales, Sporocadaceae. Bases 203 to 1342 code for a protein of 379 amino acids.
GGGCUGAUUUCAGCGCCGUCAUUUAGUGCCAUGCUAAUGUUGCGGGUCCGCAUAUUAGGCCAACGGCCGUCACAAGUGGUGGUAUAAGAAAGAAUCCAAUUCCCACGAGUCUCAGAGAUACUGAAUACACGACCGCAUCUCAAAGAUUUUCUGUCAGAUUCUCGCUCUUUAUUUCUCCCUGUUUUCAAAACACAGUUUCAACAUGACAAAUACCAACGGAAACCGAGGCUUGUGGCUUGCCUCUUUUGAGGAGCCUGCAAGGAUCAUUGAUCUACCCACCCCAACAGCUACUCCAGGCUCGGUGGUGGUUGAGAUUCUAGCAACAUUUAUUGUUCCUUAUACAAAUGCCAUCCAUGCCGGCAAACUUCCCCUACUGAAUCUUCAUCUCCCUUUGGUGCCACAUCCCACAUCUAUCGCCCGGGUUUAUUCAGUGGGACCGGACACCAUCCGCUUGACGAAAGGCGACCUGGUCUUUGUUGAUGCAACUGUCCGCGCACGAGAUGAUCCCAAUGUGGUAAUAAUGCAGGGUCACCAUGGUGGAGAAGGUAAACAGGGAGCCCGAUUGAUGCAAGGAGAAUGGCGCGACGGUUCUUUGCAGCGGUACCAGAAGGUGCCUCUAGAGAACUGUUACUCACUAGACGAACAACGCCUGUUUGGAAAGCUUAACUACGACGCGGCUGAUCUUGCAGCUAUCCCGCUCUACCAGGUCGCUGCUGGUGCUAUACUUGAAGCAAAGACAAUCCAAGCCGCAGAGACCGUUAUCAUCGGACCUUCCGGUGGCAGUUUUGGUGGUGCGGCCGUGGAGUUGGCAUUGGCCAUUGGUGCGAACGUGAUUGCCUUGGGGCGCAAUGAGAGCAAGCUCGAAGAGAUGAAACGUGCUUUGGGCAGCCCACCACAGUUCGACUACGUCGUAAUGUCGGGUGACUCGGAGAAGGACACUGCAGCCAUUCUUGAACGAACACCCAAUAGAGCGGGCGCGGAAGUCUACAACGACUGGACUCCGGGCAAUAUGGCCGAGCCACCCUACCUUCAAGCGGGUCUGCGCUCUCUGAAGACCGGUGGAACAGCUGUCCUCAGUGGAGGUGCAUCACAAAAUGGUCAGAUCCCUUAUGCAUAUAUGGUACACAAGAACUUGACCGUCAGUGGAAAGUGGAUGAGUAGCCCACAGACGCUUCAACAUGUUAUCACGUUGAUCACCCAGGGAGUCUUGAGAAUCGGAAGAAAUGGUGGAGCGAAGGUGGCUGUGUAUAACCUUGACGAUCAUCAUGAAGCCUUUAACAACGCAGAGAAGACAGGGGGUUGGAGGGAUUAUACCAUCAUCACACCGAACACUUCCAAGUAGCUUGUCUAAGCGACGUUGCGGUACUUUUCCGUAAGAAAUAGUUCAAUACUAGUUUUAAUAGAACGAUUAAAGCAAA